AGGACGUGCGUACACAGCUGCACCGCUCACCGCGCGAACGUAUGGGAUAUGUGCGUAUUUACGUAAAACGGUGAUAACACGAUUAAUGUUAUCGCGUAAAAAAGACUCUUUUGUAACCUCUAAAUAUUCUGGCAUUAUCUAAACCUUACAUCACCUCUUGGUUUCGCAUUUUCUCAUGCUUAUAUAUUUAAAUAUUUAUAUAAUAAUAUAUAUAAUUUAAUGAAUAUAAUACAGAAAGGGUGAAACAAAAGUGAAAUAUUUGUCUUCAAAUCAUCAUAUAUAUCUGAGGUUAGAGGAAUAAAAAUGGGGAACACAUCCUCGCAUCACAGAGUAGGCGGAAACAGUGGCGUGUCAUCAAGUACUGAGAAAGUUCCACGCGGUGAUACAAUAUCAUCAGGUAACGAGCAGGCAAAAGGUGACGAUACAAAGGAUAUGACGGAGGCGGGAACUAAACUGGUGAAUAAUCAUCAAAAUCGCCUGCAGCAUCGGAAGCGUAGUAGUUUUAUAGGGGGGAGUGAGAAGGAGGUUGAGGUCCCUCUGGUACGUCCGGAGUCACUCACAGAGCGUCAGAAGGAACUCCUCAAGGACACGUGGAAGAUACUGGAAGGCAGCAUUGCCAAGGUCGGCGUCAUCACAUUCAUAAGUCUGUUCGAAACUCAUCCCGACGUCCAGCAAGUUUUCAUGCCAUUCAAUGGAAUUGAACUGGAAGAUUUGAAACACAGCAAACAGCUGAGAGCGCAUGCGCUGAGGGUAAUGGCAUUCGUGCAGAAAGCUGUGGCCAGACUUCACGAACCUGAGAAAUUGGAAGCGCUGCUGCAGGAACUCGGCAAAAAGCACUACACGUACGGGGCCAAACAGAAAUACGUAGACCUGAUCGGGCCCCAGUUCAUACAAGCCAUCCAGCCAUCGCUGGAGGACCGUUGGACAGAUGAACUGCAUGAAGCCUGGGUACACCUCUUCAAGUACAUGGCUUACGUCAUGAAGACUUCCAUGAGUGAAGAAGAACAGCGGGUUAAUGCGCAACAAUGAGGCUUGUGGAUGAAGAAGUUACGAAGGUCCAUUUCGAAACGGAAACCCUCGUUACAGGACAUUGGCCAAAGCUCUCACAGUGAAGAUCCUUUGGAGUGAACGCGGACAAACAGAGAGACAGACAAUGCAAACUCCACAAUGCAGGAAAUAAUGCGUUUUCCUUGGUCUUGACGAAAUCACGUGGGUUCGAAGCAAUUCUUACCGUCACUACACAUUUCUCUAAUGCACAUUUAAGUAUGAAGAGCAGGGAUAAUUCAUUCGGUAUAGCGACAGGAUAAGGGUGGACGACUGGGGUUCAAACCCGGGUAGAGUCCAGACCGGCACUGGGGUCCACACAGCCUCUCAAGCCCUCUAUCCCCAGGGGUAAAAGUGGCGUGACAUGAAGGUAACAAUUCACCUCCAACUCUUGUGGGGAUACGUGAUAUAAUUUUAUGGCGUAGUGCUUAAUUAGAAAGCACAGGAACAAGUUUUCAGUAUAGCAUCCAGCUACGGGUUGGACGGCCAAGAGGUCAGAUGUCGAGUCCCGGUAGGGACUUAGAAUUUUCACUUCUCCAUGUCCACCCAACUCCCUAUCCCAUUCUUUCGACGUUAUAUAGCCUGGUCACUGACAGCACCGUAAAAUAAUGGGGAAAAAAAUAAAACCAACUCCGUGGCCUGUAGUCCGCAAGCGAAC
Molecule: messenger RNA, 1702 nt
Organism: Cryptotermes secundus
Lineage: Eukaryota; Metazoa; Arthropoda; Insecta; Blattodea; Kalotermitidae
Product: cytoglobin-2-like
Exons: 4
Coding region: 304-1029 (241 amino acids)
Molecular function (GO): heme binding; oxygen binding
Source: RefSeq, a predicted model, not a curated record